Molecule: messenger RNA, 3336 nt
Organism: Zonotrichia albicollis (white-throated sparrow)
Lineage: Eukaryota; Metazoa; Chordata; Aves; Passeriformes; Passerellidae
Gene: TNFRSF4
Product: TNF receptor superfamily member 4
Biological process (GO): inflammatory response
Molecular function (GO): tumor necrosis factor receptor activity; protein binding
Source: RefSeq, a predicted model, not a curated record
CCAUAGAUAAUCUCUGAUAAAAUGAGUUUAAACACAAAAAUUCCAGUAAAAUCAUAAUUCAUUUUACUGAUGAUUGUAAUUUAUCUAUGAAGAGAUAUUGCCAACAUCAUCCUGAUUUAAUUUUGGGACAACAUGAGUAUGGAAUCUGUAAUUCCCAGUAUUUCCUGGAGUCGGUGAAGGUAAAGCUGCAAUUCCAGACAGCUGGAACACCUAAAAUUGAGAUCCUGGAUCCCAUUCUAAUAGGCUGGAAAAUGAAAUUCCUUAAUUCCCAGUAUUUUGUUGAUUCAGUGAUGCCAGGGAGCUCUCCUAGAACUUAACUGAGCUCCUGGCUCCAGCUGCAGCAGUCUGGAAAACGAAAUUCCCGAAUUCCCGCAAUCUCCCCGCCUCAGCCAGGGCAUUCCCACAGCGCUCCUCCAUCCCUGCUUUUCGAGCCGUUCCCAUCGGGGCGCCCUCCCAUGAGGGCUCCUUUUACCCCUUAAACCCUUCUCAAGCUCAGCAUUUCCUUUUCCUGCCGAAAAACCCCAAACCGGGAGCGGGAAGGGGCGUGGAAGAAAGCAGGAAUUUCCCUCAAAUGUCCCCGCCCGGAGCCGUUCUCGCUCGCGAGGCUCUCACAGCGCCGUGAGGGGAACGGAGCCGUGAGGGGAACGGAGCCGUGAGGGGAACGGAGCCGUGAGGGAAGAGAAGCUGUGAGGGGAAAGGCACCGUGAGGGAAGAGAAGCUGUGAGGGGAACAGAGGCGUGAAGGGAAAGGCGCCGUGAGGGGACAGCGCCGUGAAGGAACAGCGCCGUGAGGGGACGGUGCUGGUGCCGUGAGGGAACAGCACCCUGAGGGAGAUGGCGGGAAUGGCGCUUCCAAGGAUUCCCUGGAAUUUUCCCGCUCUCUGCUGGCUCCUGACCCUGCCUAUCUCCGGCUCCCUGGGCUUGGAAUGUCAGGAGCACCAAUACAGCUUCCAUGACAAAUGCUGCAGCGACUGCGCCCCAGGAGAGAGGAUGCGGAGCCGCUGCACGGCCUCGGCCGACACCGUGUGCUCGCCGUGCCAGGAUGGAUAUUUCAGCUCCCAGCACCACCACGGCUUCUGCAAAAGCUGCACCAUCUGCAACGCCCGGAAGGGCAGCGUGGAGGUGAAGCCGUGCGAGAAAACCUCGGACAGGGUCUGUGCGUGCCAGGCAGGAUUCCAGCCUGCCGGGGGCGUUCCUGUGGGAAGGGAGUGCUCCCGAUGUCCUGAAGGGACUUUCUCCAGAGGAGGGAACGAGAACUGCCGGCCUUGGACCAACUGCAGCAGCUUUGGGAAGAGCACGCUCCGGGCUGGCACGGGCACGGAGGAUGCCCAGUGCAGCAGCAGCAGCCCUGGCAGUGCCAGCAGCCCCGGCCCACAGCCCUCUCCCACGGAAUUCCCGGAGCACAGGGACCCCUUGCCCACGGAACUCCCGGAAAAUGGGGACCCCUCGCCCACGGGACGCCCCGAGAACAGCUCCAGGACAUCCAGCCCCAGGGACAUCCCCGCCGUUUGCCGGGAUCCCGGCGCUGCCUCGGAGCCCGGAUGGGGCUCUUUAUCCCUGCUGCUGCUGUGCCUGCUCCUGCUGAUGGUGAGUGGAAUUUCCAUCCUGCUCCUGAUCAUCCAGGCAGCCCAGAGAAAAGCCAGGAAUGGGCCUGGGAGGAGCACCCAGCACAAGGAGGGGAGCUGCAGGAUUCCCAUCCAGGAGGAGCAGAUCGAUUCCAACUCCAGCCUCAUCAAAAACUGACGCUGAAAUUCCCGCCCUGGGUUGUUCCUGCUUUUCUGAGCCCCUGGAGCUGAAGGAGCCCUGGCACUCAUUGGGGUUUGCUUAGUUUGGAGCUCCCUUGAGGCUGAUUUAGCUCUUUGGUUCACUCCAGAUCUCCCUUUGGAACUUGGGAGAAUUCCUGAGGGAAUUUUGUGUGGAUGUUUUUUCUUUUGGGCAAAUCCUUGAGCUCUGAAAUCAGGAUGGAGUCACACUCAAUCCACACUUCAUGAAAUGAAUUUUCCCUCUCUAAUUGCUUUUCCACAAAUUUCAAAAGGAAAUUUUUUGGGAGAAAAUCCCAAACUCUGGAAUGUCUGGGAGGAGCCCAAAGUGUCCUUUUGCUGAAUGUAAAAUGUUUCUGUUGAAAUUCCAGAAAAAUGGAAUUUUUUAUCAUUCAGGAGUGAUUUUCCCUCCAACUAUCAGCAGAAAAAAAAAAAAAAAGACAAAUAGUCUCAUUCCUGAGGGGAAAAAGCUCCUCAAAAAUGUGAAUUUUAAACCUAUAUCCCAAAGUAUCCCAAAACAUCCAGCAGGGAAUGGAUGCAGGGAUCCCAGAGGUGUUUAAAUCCAUGGAUUUGGAAGAUUUGGGAUAUUUUAUAUGUUAUACAUAUCCAAAGGGGUUUAUACCAUGUAUAGGAAGGUUUGUAUCGUGUACAAAGGGGCAUUUUGGGGAAUAAAACUCUGGAAAAACAAAUCCUGGUGUGUGUUUGGGGAAAAUGGGACAGCCUGGGGAGGGCUGGGCUGGGAUGGAUGAGCUGAACUUGGUCAUUUGCAAACCCACCUGGAAAAACAUCAAAUAAUCACAUUCCUGAGGGAGAAAAAUCCCGUUUUUCCCUGGAUAAUUAUCACAUUUAUGAGGAGAAAAAAAUCCAAUUUUUCCUUGGAAAAGAAUGACAAAUAAUCUCAUUCAUGAGUAGAAAAAAAUCCCAUUUUUUCUGGGAUAAUUGUAUUCCUAAGGGGAAAAAGUCUCAUUUUUCCCUGCAUAUUUUACCCUUCAGCUUCCAAAUAAAUCUCCCAUAUUUCUCCAAUUUUGUAUAAAAACUGAACCAAACCUAACAACAUUUUAACCACCCUGAAAAAAAAUCAAAUUCCAUUUUCCCCUUCUUGCCAAACCUUCCCACACACAAAUUAAACAUUUCCCUUCAUUUUCCAAGAAGGAAUUAAUUCCUAAUUAAUUUUUAAUUACCUAGCAGCAAUAUUUUUUUUAAAUCCUCCUUUAGAUCAUUAUUUUUUUUUUAUCUUCACUUCCUGCUUUGUGGUUUUGCCUUUUUUGGGUCUUCCUGGUGACGAUUUUCCGUUGCCAUUAUCGCCAGAUUUUUUUAUCUCCUCAAUUUUGACUCAGUUUUGACUCAAUUCUGACUCAAUUUUGCCACCAGAGGUGGAAAAAAAUCCUCACAGGUGAUGCUUGGGGGCCGGACUUGGGAUUUUUCCAGGUUUGUAUUCCUGAGGGGGAAAAAGCCCAUUUUGCCCUGGAUAAUAAUUGUAUUUCUGAGGGGAAAAAAAUCCCAGUUUUCCUUGAAUAACAGCUGUAUUCUAGAGGGGAAAAUAAUCUCAUUUUUCCCUGGAAAAUACCUGCAUUCCU